UUAUUUCUAAAAGGUUAAAUUUCCAAUUUCUGACCGUUUAAUCAAUAAAGCUAAGCCGGUUCUAUCAAUAUCGAUGAGUGGAGUUUCUUAAAUCCGUUAACAGCAAAUUCGUGAAAGCAUCGAACUGAUCAACUGCUAGGUUAAAAAAGGCCGCUUAAAAAGAUGAUGGAUGCCCCUAGUGUGAAGUUAUGUCUUUUACUAAUCGCAUUUUCACAUCAUAUCCCAAAUGGUGUUUGUUUCAAAGAACCGAGGAAAUAUUUACCGAACGAUUUAGCUGGAAUGAGCAGUACAAUUGACACGGAGUCCUCGUUUAAGAUAACUGAUAAUUUUGCUGAUUCAAACCCUAUAUCUCGUUCAGUAGUGCCCUUAAAUCAGAAUAAGAUGAGUCAUACCAAGUUAAAAUUACAAAAUGAGAACCUCAACGGAAAAAAACUGACAGCCCGUUUGAGCAGUGUGGCCGAUAAUAUUCAGUUUGAAGCCGAACAACGCAAAGGGGAUGUUCCUUCUGUAACCACUACUACUACCAGAGGAACUCCGAUGCAAGGGAAUGAACAAACAAAUGUUCCUCGAACGAACAACGAAAGUACAGUAAAUAAGAACCUUACAAAAACUCUCGACUCAACUGGUAAUGACAAAAUAAGUGAGUCCAUCGACUUCGAUUCGCCGGAGCCCUCCGAGGCAGAAAUGAAUAGCACUUUAAAGGAGCACAACAUUACAAAAUCAUUCGAAGAUAAUCAUCUGUAUUAUAAGAGUUCGUGGGCGAACGAGCGCAAGAUAAGUGACGAAUUCUGGGAAAAGCAUGCUUCAAAUCUUACAGUAAAUAAGCUGUUGUCAAAUUCGCACCGUCGAGCAACGACAAUGCUUCUAUCUUUCGAUUUUCCAUACUAUGGAUUUCCCAUACGAAAUAUUACCAUUGCAAGUGGUGGAUUCUUAUAUACUGGAGACUACGUUCAUUCUUGGUUAGCCUCUACUCAAUAUAUUGCUCCAUUAAUGGCAAAUUUUGAUACGGCCUUAUCGGAUAGUUCGUUUGUUAAGUAUAGUGACGAUGGGCAAUCAUUUACUGUAGUAUGGGAGAAUGUUUUUUUGCAAGACCGUCCUAAUAACGGCUCGUUCACAUUUAGUGUAAUGUUGAAUAAGUCUGGUGAUAUAGUGUUUGCAUACAAAAAAAUUCCGAUCGAUAUUCAACAAAUAAUCGAUAACCCGUCAACCAAGCAUCCAGUAAAAAUUGGACUUUCCGAUGCAUACAUAAUUGACAAAACGAUCAUACGUACAAAGCAAAAAACAAUUUACGAAUACCAUAGAGUCAACUUUGGUCAAUCCGAAGUUCGAAAUGGAACCAUUAUUACGCUUACGGCGCUUCCGACUUGCUUUUCGUUCAAUGACUGUGGCUCCUGUAUUUUGCACGUUGGAGCAGAUUUUAAGUGUCUCUGGUGUCCAACCAUUAAUCGUUGUUCCACUGGAACCGAUCGAAAGCGUCAAGAUUGGAUACAGAAGGGAUGCGACAAAACGAUCAUUUCUGAUGAAACACAAUGCCCGGCCAUAGGGCAGAAAGGAAAUAAUUUUGGCGAGCCUAUUGAAAUAACGACCCACAUAUCGGAUAUGCAUAAUGUGACGAACGACUAUCGUAAAUUACCUUCACAUACUGUAACUACAACUACACAGCUUUUGACAGAAUCCUCUAGAAAUAUUAGCACGGAAAUGACAAUAGACAAAAAUAACAGUGUUACUAGAGUGCGCGCAUAUCAUUCCGAGCCGCAUCACACCUCUUCGAACAGUAACCUGUUGGUGUCGAUGUUGAUUUUCAUUGUGAUAUGCUUUGCUUGUAUCGCUUGGAUAGUUUACGCUUAUCGAAACCCGCACACAAAGAGUGGACAGCUCCUGAUAAGGUAUCGUCCUAACAAGUGGUCUUGGCGACGAGGAGAGGCCCGAUAUACUGCCGCAACAAUCCACAUGUGAGUUAGAAAGCUAUACUGGGAGCUUUUAACUCUGGUGUCCGUCCAACUCUCCAGCACCUUAAGUUUCCAUUUGUGAUCUUGUCGCUGUGUAGUCCAUAUAUCCUCAAUUGUAAUUUUUCACAAGUAAAUUUGGUAAUACGGUCCAUCUGCUCCCGAA
Messenger RNA from Anopheles aquasalis, 2112 nucleotides. Its product is annotated as plexin domain containing lethal (1) G0289. NCBI's taxonomy places the organism in Eukaryota, Metazoa, Arthropoda, Insecta, Diptera, Culicidae. The record is from RefSeq and is a predicted model, not a curated record.